AUGAACAAAGGAAUCGUUGCCGCCGGCCAUCCGAAAACCGCUGAAGCGGCAGCUGAAAUUUUGAAAGCUGGCGGAAACGCCUUUGAUGCUGCAAUUGCCGCGAUGCAUACUGCAUGUAUCGUUGAACCGGCUCUCGCUUCCUUAGGCGGAGGCGGAUUUUUGAUGGCUGUGCCCAAUGACAGUACCCCCAUAUUGUUUGAUUUUUUCGUUCAAACACCAAGUCGGCACAAGAAUCUGGAUGCGAUAGACUCGCGUUCCUUCUUAUGCGACUUCGGAAGCACUCAGCAGGAAUUCAUCAUUGGCUGCGGCACCAGUGCAGUCCCCGGCUAUGUUAAGGGCAUCUUUGAAAUUGCGAAACGCUAUUCAUCAAUGCCCAUGAAAGAGUUGGUGCAGCCGGCGCUUCAGAUGUUGAAAGAAGGCAUCGAAGUCACUGAAAUGCAGGCACAUAUAUUCAGAAUCCUGACUCCGAUUUACCUAGCUGAAACCUCAAGAGAGAUAUUUGAGAAAGGAGACGACUUGUUUUAUCGGGGUGAAAUCGCCAAAGCAGUCAACUGCAUAUCGCAAUCCGGUGGUGUUGUCACUUAUGAAGACAUGGCAAACUAUCAAGUUGAACUGCGUAAACCACUCGAGCACUCUGAACGGAAAUAUGCAGACUCCAAUGCCGAAUUUGAUGCAGAUCUGUACGAAUUGUAUAAACAGAAUCUUCUGAAUCACGCACAGGCAAAUCGUGGAACCACUCACAUUUCUGUAAUUGAUCGGCACCGAAAUGCCGCAUCGGUAUCUGUAAGCAAUGGCGAAGGGUGUGGAACAAUGAUUCCCGGCACUUCAAUUAUGCUGAACAAUAUGCUGGGGGAACAUGACGUCAAUCCGGGAGGAUUGACUGGUUGGCCGUCGAAUUCACGACUCAGCUCAAUGAUGUCACCCUCCGUCGCACGUGCGCCGGAUAGUGGUUUGAUCGCAAUCGGCAGCGGGGGCUCGAACCGAAUCCCAUCGGCAAUCCAGCAGGUACUGGUAAAUUUGAUUGAUUUUAGAAUGUCAGUGGAAGACGCAGUCCGAGCACCUCGUGUCCACUUUCAUCAGAACGAAGCAUUUGUCGAAGAUAUUUUUGAGAACUCUGAAUUGGAAUCUGUCUUGCAGGCUUUCGACAGCAGUACUCGUUUCAAUAAGCGCGAUGUGUUUUUUGGUGGAGUGCACACAGCAAAGCACGCAGACUCUGAAGUUGCGGGGUUUGGCGAUGAUCGACGAGGCGGAAUCUCGAUCGCAGUAUAG
Molecule: messenger RNA, 1269 nt
Organism: Geodia barretti
Lineage: Eukaryota; Metazoa; Porifera; Demospongiae; Tetractinellida; Geodiidae
Source: the annotation of a GenBank genome assembly